This is a messenger RNA of Uranotaenia lowii, 1189 nucleotides long. Its product is annotated as serine protease snake-like. Gene Ontology annotation, molecular function: serine-type endopeptidase activity. The transcript is spliced from 4 exons. The record is from RefSeq and is a predicted model, not a curated record. Bases 30 to 986 code for a protein of 318 amino acids. Gene Ontology annotation, biological process: proteolysis. Lineage: Eukaryota; Metazoa; Arthropoda; Insecta; Diptera; Culicidae.
UCCAUUCAAUUCGGACAGAGCUUGUCAAAAUGAGCUUACGAAUGCUUAAGUUUGGACUUUUAUUCUUAAUAAUUGCGUUUGCCUUCUGUUCGGGAGCUAACGGCAAACGAAUUUCGGAUAUAAAAUGUGAAGAAUAUCGAGCCGGAACACUUUCGGAAGGGCGAGUAAUUCCGUUGCUCCGAAAUCCCAGAAUAAUUCAACGUAAAAUGUACAAUUGUUCGAGAGCGGUAGAGCUGAUUGUCGGAGGAGAAGCUGCCAGACCACAUGAAUUUCCACACCAUGCUAUCCUAGGGUGGCCCCGGAACGAUAAUCCGGAUGACAUCGAAGAUUACGAAUUUCGCUGUGGUGGGUCUUUGAUUAGCGAAUUGUUCGUACUAACGGCUGCUCACUGUUUUAACGAAAAACUCCGGCCCGAAAUUGUGCGGUUGGGAGAGCACAAUCUGGAGGAUGAUGACGGUUUUCAUCAUGAUUUCUCGAUUGCGGAAAAUGGAAUCAUUCUUCAUCCCGAUUACAAGAUUUAUGCAUCGUACAACGAUAUCGCCCUGAUAAGAUUGGAAUACGAAGUGAAGAUAACAUAUUUCAUGAGACCAGCCUGUUUGUGGACCGGGCCCAAAUUCAAUUUCACAAAGGUGAUAGCAACUGGUUUCGGACACAAUGAAUAUAUGGGUAACCACACUGUUGUGUUGCACAAAGUCGGGCUCGAUCUGAUGAAUCCGCAAACAUGUGCAGAAGAUUUCGAGUAUCAUAGAAAGUUCAAGGCAGGUAUACUGAGAAGCCAGAUUUGCGUCGGUAGUUAUGGAGGAAAGAAAGAUACUUGCCAGGGCGAUUCCGGAGGACCGGUACAGGUUCUAACGGAUACCGAAGGGUGUUUGCAUCACAUUGUAGGUGUCACUUCGAUCGGUGCCGCAUGCGGUUUUGGAUCAGCAGCCGUCUAUACUCGGGUUUCGAGCUUCAUCGACUGGAUAGAGAGCAUAGUUUGGAAGUAGUUUAGUGUUGAACUUUCCAAGCCUUGAUACCUAUGUAUGUUCUGGAAUUAAAUGUACGUAAGGGAGAAAAUGUAACAUGUAAAGUGUAAAAUGUAUAAUACUCGCGUACGGUGCACCGUUUUAAGAUUAUAGAGGAAAUUUUAAUUAAAACUUUUUAGCGCUUCCCAUGCUUGCCGGAAAGUAAACGGUUUUUGGAUGAAAAA